ACAAGUAGUUUAUUUUUUACAGUGCGUGUGGGAGGUUGUUCUCGCUUAUCGCAAAGUUUCGUGUUGAAAGACGUAUUUAAAUAGUUCUUGUGAGAUUUUAAUGCGCCAAUAAAUUAGUUUAAUUGUCAUAUGUGACUGUAAUAAAAAUACAUGUACUUCUGUGUUACUUUCUUUUUGUUUUAAACUUGAAAAAGCGGUGAUAAUGUCUAAAGGACCUGUAGUUUUGUGUUUUACCAUCGUCUUGUUUCUCAAUACAGUUGAUGCCCUAAAAGCGAACUGUAACAAAGAAGAGGGGCUCCAACGCUGUUCCAUGGCAUUACCAGUUCUUAGUUCACCAGAAAUAUCAUUUGCGUUAACAAGAGAAGAGUUGGACAAAAGUUGUGUCGAGCUGAGAGUUGGUAUAAAGUGCAUCGACAACUACACCGAAGUUUGUAUGGAGAAGAAUGAACAGGUGAUGUUUAGACGCAUAUACGCCGGCAUAACUGAUGUGGUACAAGAACUUUGUACACGAGGGAAAUAUCAAGAUGAAUAUUUAAGGCACGCCACAUGCGUGAAGAAAGUCAGGCCAGAGUAUGAAGUGUGCAGUAAAAACUACGAGAGCACGUUGUCUAUGAUCAGCCAUACCCAAAAGAAAGAGCAGUAUCACACAGACAACAGUGUAGCAGCCAGUCAGGAAGAUUAUUUGAGGACAGUAUGUUGUUCAUUUCAAGAGUACUUGGUGUGCUCCGAGCAGACGGUGCUGAGGUCCUGCGGAGAUGAAGCCGCUUUGUUCACGAGCGCGUUCCUCAAACGGAUGGCAUCCAAUAUUAUUAAGAUGAGUACAACAUAUCUGAGAGUCUAGUGAAUAAUUGAGAGACACAGCACCGGGUACACAACUCUUUUGGGCGGGUGAGUAAUUAAAUAUUUCGUCAACAAACCUGCAUCCGUUGAGUUGAGAAUAACUGGCUUGAAUAAUUCAGC
This is a messenger RNA of Bicyclus anynana (squinting bush brown), 960 nucleotides long. RefSeq lists its product as uncharacterized. Lineage: Eukaryota; Metazoa; Arthropoda; Insecta; Lepidoptera; Nymphalidae. The coding region runs from base 203 to 841 and encodes 212 amino acids. The record is from RefSeq and is a predicted model, not a curated record. The transcript has 5 exons.